CUCGGGUCCCACCACCUUCUCUCCAGCUGAACACUCUCCACUACCCUCUAUAUAACCUAAUCGCACCCACUCCUCCAAUCACUCAUCGGAGCUCGACACCAGACGGCCAGUUAAAGUGAGUCGCGAACCGGACCGGAGACUUCGAACCGUUAGAGGCCAGCAAGAGAGGAGGCAUGGAGGGGAAGGAAGAGGACGUUAGGGAGGGAGCCAACAAGUUCCCGGAGAGGCAGCCGAUCGGGACGGCGGCCCAGGUCCCGGACGAGCGGGACUACGCCGAGCCCCCGCCGGCGCCGCUCUUCGAGCCGUCGGAGCUGAGCUCGUGGUCCUUCUACCGGGCGGGGAUCGCCGAGUUCAUGGCCACGUUCCUGUUCCUGUACAUCACCAUCCUGACCGUGAUGGGCGUGUUGAAAUCCGACACCAAGUGCAAGUCGGUCGGAAUUCAGGGUAUCGCGUGGGCAUUCGGAGGCAUGAUCUUCGCUCUCGUCUACUGUACCGCCGGUAUCUCAGGUGGUCACAUAAACCCGGCGGUGACGUUCGGGUUGUUUCUGGCGAGGAAGCUGUCCCUGACGAGGGCGAUCUUCUACAUGGUGAUGCAGUGUCUGGGCGCGAUAUGCGGCGCCGGCGUGGUGAAAGGGUUCGAAAACGCCAGCACCUUCGAGAGACUCAACGGCGGCGCCAACUUCGUAAACCCCGGCUACACCAAAGGCGACGGCCUCGGGGCUGAGAUCAUCGGCACCUUCCUGCUCGUGUACACCGUCUUCUCCGCCACCGACGCUAAGCGCAGUGCCAGAGACUCUCACGUCCCUAUACUGGCCCCGCUGCCGAUCGGGUUCGCGGUGUUCCUGGUGCACCUGGCCACGAUCCCCAUCACCGGGACCGGCAUCAACCCGGCCAGGAGCCUCGGCGCGGCCAUCAUCUUCAACAAAGACCGAGGCUGGGACGAUCACUGGAUUUUCUGGGUGGGGCCGUUCAUCGGUGCGGCACUGGCCGCCCUCUACCAUCAAGUGGUGAUCAGGGCCAUCCCUUUCAAGGCCAGGUGAUUGCGCUGAAUCGUGGCCGUUGAUUCCGGCGUCAAGGUGGGGGGAACCUCUUAAGAUGAUGAUAAAAAGUUUGGGCGGGUCCUACUUCUUUUGUGGGUUUUGCCUGUGUGUGUCUGCCAUGUGUUUGUGUAAUGUUCAGAAUGGCUUGUUUGUUUUUUUUUAUUUAUUCAAAAGGCUUCUUCUUUUGCUUUCGACUUUAGCCAGAGGAGUGGGCCCCGAUGACCUGUGGAAAGGGUGGGGGCCAAUCUGACGUUGGUGUCUGUAUUAUAUUUGUGUUGUUGUUAUCGUGAAGGUGAUCUGUCGAAUCAAAAAUAAAUCCAGAAAAAAAAAAUGAGAAAAAA
This is a messenger RNA of Rhodamnia argentea, 1381 nucleotides long. Its product is annotated as probable aquaporin PIP-type 7a. Gene Ontology annotation, biological process: response to water deprivation; transmembrane transport. Gene Ontology annotation, molecular function: water channel activity. The transcript is spliced from 4 exons. NCBI's taxonomy places the organism in Eukaryota, Viridiplantae, Streptophyta, Magnoliopsida, Myrtales, Myrtaceae. The record is from RefSeq and is a predicted model, not a curated record. Gene Ontology annotation, cellular component: plasmodesma; plasma membrane; vacuole. The coding region runs from base 174 to 1040 and encodes 288 amino acids.